This is a messenger RNA of Racocetra persica, 280 nucleotides long. The record is from the annotation of a GenBank genome assembly. Lineage: Eukaryota; Fungi; Glomeromycota; Glomeromycetes; Diversisporales; Gigasporaceae.
CUGGUAAAAAAUACGUUAAAAUUGUUCAAUUUGAAUUAAUCCGUCUAUACGAGAUUCAGCAACAACUUCGUUCUCUUUCAUACUUUGAUGUAUUUGGUCGUCUGCGAUUGACCAUCCAACUUGCUCGAAUAACGCUAACGAUACCACUAUUAAUUGAUAAUUCAAUGAAAGCCGAAUUUGAGCAUUUAGGUGGUAAAUCUGGUAUGAAUAAGGGACUAUUAGGUGAUAGUAUGGCUAAAGUCAUUACUGGUCUAGUGGCUAUUUUAGGUCGUGGUGAAAA